Salvia hispanica is the source of this 1515-nucleotide messenger RNA. RefSeq names its product putative arabinose 5-phosphate isomerase. NCBI's taxonomy places the organism in Eukaryota, Viridiplantae, Streptophyta, Magnoliopsida, Lamiales, Lamiaceae. Gene Ontology annotation, biological process: carbohydrate metabolic process; carbohydrate derivative metabolic process. The record is from RefSeq and is a predicted model, not a curated record. Gene Ontology annotation, molecular function: isomerase activity; carbohydrate derivative binding.
CGCGCAAAAAUCUGCAAUCACUAAAAAAUUCAGCGCGUUUUUUCUUCAUUCCUUCAAUCACAGAUUCAGCAAGCUCAGUAGAGCAAGAAACCCGGGAAAAAUGGGGUCUCUUUCUCUCUCUUUCACCGACCCCCAACCUCAAGAAAUGAACAUAUCUUCCCAGAAAUUAGACAAAACCCAUUUGCUCAAUCUCUUCAAAUGCCAGCAAAAUUACCUCAACCAUUUCUUCCACAAUCUCGACAUCUCCCAAACCCUAGCCUUCACCGAGGCUCUAUUGAAGGCCCAGGGCACCAUCUUCUUCUCCGGCGUCGGCAAAUCGGGCUUCGUCGCGCAGAAGAUCUCGCAGACGCUGGUCUCGCUCGGCAUCAAAUCGGGCUUCCUGUCGCCCGUCGACGCGCUGCACGGCGACAUCGGCAUUCUGUCGGCGGAGGAUCUGCUGGUGCUGUUCAGCAAGAGCGGGAAUUCGGAGGAGCUGCUCAAGCUGGCGCCCUGCGCGAGGGCUAAAGGGGUUUAUUUGGUGUCGGUGACGUCGGUGGCGCCGAAUGGGCUGACGCGGAUGUGCGAUUUGAACGUGCAUUUGCCGCUGGAGAGGGAAUUGUGCCCCUUCGAUCUGGCGCCGGUGACGUCGACGGCGAUCCAGAUGGUUUUUGGGGAUACGGUGGCGAUCGCGCUUAUGGGGGCGAGGAAUUUGAGCAAGGAGGAGUACGCGUCGAAUCAUCCUGCUGGGAGGAUUGGGAAGUGCUUGAUUUUUAAGGUGAAGGAUGUUAUGAAGAAGAAAGAUGAGCUUCCAGUGUGCAGGGAGCAAGAUCUGAUCAUGGAUCUGCUCGUAGAGCUGACCAGUAAAGGUUGCGGAUGCCUUCUUGUGAUAAACGACGAUUACCAUCUGCUUGGUACUUUCACGGAUGGUGACUUGCGACGCACAUUGAAAGCCAGUGGCGAGGGGAUCUUCAAGCUCACUGUGGGAGAGAUGUGUAACAGGAACCCGAGGACCAUUGGCCCCGAAGCCAUGGCUGUUGAGGCAAUGCAGAAGAUGGAGUCUCCUCCGUCACCAGUGCAGUUCUUGCCCGUCAUUAAUGAUGAAAACGUCGUGAUUGGUAUCGUCACGUUGCAUGGGUUGGUCUCUGCUGGCCUGUGAUUGCAGUCAGACAUCAUCCCUCAAUUCCGCCAUUUAUUACUUCCUAUCACAUUUAAUAUUCUUUGUAUUCUUUCCCAAUCCCGUGAUCGAGUUGCCCUACCGUCUCUGCAAAUUCGAUUUCUUGAAUGCUUUUAAGAUGCCCAUCCAUCAAAGACGAAGAAGAGGGCGUGACGGUGACAGCAGCGGUCCUAGUUGAAGCCUUGACGCUUGAGAUUGUGUUGAAAUUAAAAUGCUGUGUGAUGUUUAGAUAUUGGCUAGUGUUGUAAUGUUAAUGUAUGUCAUUUUCUCUAGUGUUAGUAAAAUAGCAAAAGGGUUUUGGAAAAUGAUGUAGUUCAAUGAAUUCUUUUGUGCUUAUAAUUCAGCCAAAUUAUUCCAUUUUA